AAAGCCCUUCGUAGCGUCCACAGGGCGCCGCGUCCGUGCUGUGGUUCCUGCCGCCCUGGAGUGUGCGGGGGCGGAGGGAGGGAGGCGGAGAGAGAUCAGAUGUAGCAGCCGGAGUGAGACUGCGAGACAGAGAGAGAGGGUAGAGGGAAGAGAGAAAGAAAGAGAAAGCCGCCCCCCCCCCCCACGUCCGGUCUGAAGGCAGGAAGGAGUGACCGACCUGGGUAUCGGGGCGGCUCGGACGAUGGGCAGCCGCGGCUGGAGCAGUAUGGCCAGCCUGGCGCUGAGCGUCGGCGCGCUUCUGCUGCUCACAACCGCGAUCUUCACCGACCACUGGUACGGCACGGACACCCGCCGGCAUCGGCAGAGCUGCGGCGGUCCGGGGCAGCGGCGGCUGAUGCCCAUGUCGAGCCUGCCGCUGCGGGAAGCCCCCGAACCGCUGCCCCCGGGAGUCCCGGACUCGCCCACCGCCUGGCGCUCCGUGCUGAGACUGGGGGUCCUGGAGUCGGACUGUGCGCGCCCGCUCUUCGCCACCCACACCGGGCUGUGGAGGAAAUGUUAUUACCUGGGCGUGGACCCCGAUAUCGAUCAUCUCGUCUCCAGAGGAAUUGCACAGAGAUGCACAUCUGUCAAGUAUCAUUACUCCCAGCCCCUUCGUCUGAGAAAUAUUCCCUUCAACCUCACCAAGACUAUCCAACAGGACGAAUGGCACCUACUGCAUCUGAGGAGGAUCACAGCUGGGUUCCUGGGCAUGGCCGCCGCUGUCCUGCUCUGUGGUUGCAUUGUAGCCUCCAUGAGCUUCUUCUGGGAAGAAAGCCUCACUCAGCACGUGGCAGGUCUCCUCUUCCUAAUGACAGGAAUCUUUUGCACAAUUUCUCUUUGCACCUUCGCAGCCAGCAUUUCUUAUGACCUGUCACGCCAGCCAAAAUUUAUCUACGGGCUCCCGAGCGAUGUUGAUCAUGGUUACAGCUGGUCCAUGUUCUGUGCCUGGACCAGCCUGGGGUUAGUGAUGAUAGCAGGCUGUCUGUGCACUGCCUUUCCUUUCCUUAACAGAACCAAGACAAUCCAUCAAAAGUCCAUCAGAGAUUCCUCUGUCUGAGAAA
Molecule: messenger RNA, 1100 nt
Organism: Hypanus sabinus (Atlantic stingray)
Lineage: Eukaryota; Metazoa; Chordata; Chondrichthyes; Myliobatiformes; Dasyatidae
Gene: tmem178a
Product: transmembrane protein 178a
Exons: 4
Coding region: 242-1096 (284 amino acids)
Biological process (GO): negative regulation of osteoclast differentiation; regulation of cytosolic calcium ion concentration
Cellular component (GO): endoplasmic reticulum membrane
Source: RefSeq, a predicted model, not a curated record